UCAGAAAGUAGAAAAAAAGAUAGAAAUCAUUCUCGGAGGCAGACGUUUUCAUAACAAAUAUUUACAUCAAUGUUCUUGUAAACUUCCAAAAGUUAGAUUAAAUAAACAUUAUGCACCAAAUUGGCAACUGAAAAGCCAUCUUAAAAGUUCCCGGCAAAGCAAAAAAUGGACAGUGAGGAUAAGAUUUGCCGCAUUUGUGUAGCAGCAGUCGGAUGUAAGUCUUUAGAUGAAAUUGUUAAAGGUAUCAGCCUCGAGGAGAUGCUGAGCGAAAUCUUCAACAGACUCAAAAUCGAGGAUUACGGUUCCCCGAUCACCGUUUGUUGCGAGAUAUGUAGGGACGAAUUGUUAGCCACCUUUGAGUUUAUCCAAAAAAUAGAGCAAGCACACUUCAAACUGGGAAGUAUCGAUUCCAAGGAACAGAUUGUCCACCACAGCGACCCGUUGGAUGUUGAUUCGGUUACGAUUAAAUCUGAACUCGCUGAAGAGAAGCCGAUAGCAAAUAUAGAAAUCGUCGAAGUUAAACCUUCGUUGGAUUCCGAAGGCUUUUCCGACUCGGACCACAGUGUGUGGGAACCUGAGGAUGACGAUACAGAGUUGGAGAAGCUGGAGCGCAAGAGAAAAAGGCUUCGGGAAUCGAACUGGAAGAAAAAAGACCCAAAACGGUGCUGUGGCUGUAAGGAGCCACUGACUUGUGCCACGCAGGUCGAGGAGCACACGGAAAGGUAUCACGUUAGACAUCGGAUUACAGAUGUCAGGGAAAUGAAGGCUAGGCCAAUAGAAUGUGAGGUUUGCUUCCAGAGAUUUGUUUGUUUAAGAGAUUUAACCAAACAUCAACGGAAGAUGUUUGCCAAGGAACUGCAUCCAUGUAAACGUUGUCCCGAAGAAUUCGCUAACGAUUUUCAGCUGUCUAAACACAUGCAACAGUUCCAUAAGCGUGAGAAAAUAUGCGAUCAAGCCGAUCAGUUGCGGCAGCAAAUUCCAAAGUGUUGCGUUUGUAUGAAACAGUUUGAGAAAAAAGAAUCCAUGCUGGAACACAUCGAAAAAGAGCAUCCUCUGGAUGAGAAUCAGUUGCACUCAACGAGUCAGUUCAAAUGCGAAACCUGUAAACGUCGAUUCAUGACCGAAAAAGGACUGUUGUUUCACCAACGUCGACCUUUCAUCAAACAUCGUUACCAAUGUUCGCAAUGUGGGAAAACGUACCGAUCAAAAUCGGUAUUUCAGGAUCACGAGCGGAGUCACGCCAACAUUCGACAGUACGAAUGUCCCAUAUGUCAAAUGCGAUUUGCACUGAAAAAUUGUUUCAAAACCCACGUCAAACUUCAUGCCACCCCGAAGGAUCAGUUCAAGUGCGAAUUUUGCGGCAAGGGCUUCCGGCAGCUGUGUGCCUUGCGGGAGCAUCAAAUAAUACACACCCAGACCGAAGAUCGGCCUUUUAAAUGUACCCUUUGCCCGAUCACGUUCAAGCGCCAGGAAGCACUGGACCAUCACAUGAAGGAACAUUUAGGGGAGAAGCAAUUCAAAUGCAACCAGUGCCCAAUGACCUAUAUCUAUCAGCGUGAUCUACGGCGACACAUUCGCUUGAAGCACGAAGGCGUCAAACCGUAUGUUUGCGAGGUUUGUUCGAUGGCUUUCACCCACAAGGCGAGAUGCUUGAAUCAUAUGAAAACGCACGAAAGCGCGGAAUGAUAGUUAAAUUAUAUAUGGUAAAGUUGUGUGUACUGUAAUUUUAAGGCAUCAAGCG
Molecule: messenger RNA, 1741 nt
Organism: Uranotaenia lowii
Lineage: Eukaryota; Metazoa; Arthropoda; Insecta; Diptera; Culicidae
Product: zinc finger protein 501-like
Exons: 3
Coding region: 166-1686 (506 amino acids)
Biological process (GO): regulation of transcription by RNA polymerase II
Cellular component (GO): nucleus
Molecular function (GO): RNA polymerase II transcription regulatory region sequence-specific DNA binding; DNA-binding transcription factor activity, RNA polymerase II-specific; zinc ion binding
Source: RefSeq, a predicted model, not a curated record